AUGGCAGCUCAAUCGUUACCAUCGAAUUUGGAAUUGGAGCAAUUCCAAUGGGACGAAACCUCACCGGUGGUGUUUCCAGACACCGAGGCUGUGAUGGAACAGCCAGACUCUCCUCCCCCUCCUCCAACUCUCCCAGAGCUCCCUCCCUGGCAAGAACUUCAGAAGAAGGUGGACUUGCAAGUCCAAAAAGCAGCUGAGGCUGCACGAGAGCACCUUUGGGGGCAUUUGUUCGCCCAUUUGCCCUGCUCGGAGAUCGACUGGUCUCUGGACGGCGGCAGGGCUGUCUGCCGUGUGGUGGACAUGCCCUGCUACGGGAAAUUCUUUUCUGAUCCCUCGGAUAUGAAGAAGCAUCUGUUGAGUAAGAGGCAUUGUGCGCAUGAGGCACGGCUUGCCCUUGAAUGGGUCGGACCGGCCCCUUCCCAAACAUCAACUGCGCCUGUUUCUCGCCGCCCGGGGAGAGGAUCGGGGGGGGGGAAACGCAAAGCAGCCAUCGAUAACGGCGAAAGCGAGCUUGAGGAGCCAAGCUCAAAAAAGCAGAAGAAGGUGGCAACCUCUUCUUAA
Messenger RNA from Fusarium oxysporum Fo47, 561 nucleotides. RefSeq lists its product as uncharacterized. Lineage: Eukaryota; Fungi; Ascomycota; Sordariomycetes; Hypocreales; Nectriaceae. The transcript is spliced from 3 exons. The record is from RefSeq and is a predicted model, not a curated record. Bases 1 to 561 code for a protein of 186 amino acids.